Molecule: messenger RNA, 1169 nt
Organism: Trematosphaeria pertusa
Lineage: Eukaryota; Fungi; Ascomycota; Dothideomycetes; Pleosporales; Trematosphaeriaceae
Product: mitochondrial metalloendopeptidase OMA1
Exons: 6
Coding region: 204-1055 (283 amino acids)
Biological process (GO): protein quality control for misfolded or incompletely synthesized proteins; mitochondrial protein processing
Cellular component (GO): mitochondrial inner membrane
Molecular function (GO): metalloendopeptidase activity
Source: RefSeq, a predicted model, not a curated record
CAAGGUUGGUCAUUGGCUCGAGCUCACCUCCCACGACAACGACAGCCAUGUUCUCCUGCAGGACGGGGCUGCGUGCGCUUCGCACACCCAACGCGUUCGUCGGCCCGGUCAGAGCCCAUGGCCACAUCCGCGCAUACCGGCAAUACCGCUUCGGCGGCCAGCGCCCGCAGUACCAGCGCUUCCAGACGGCAUCCAACUUCUUCAUGAGAUGGGCCGCGAAGCCGACAUUCUACAGAGACGUCGGGCUGCUGAGCGUGGGUGCGGGCGGUGUCUAUGUGUGGAACUUGGAGGAGGUACCGGUCUCCGGACGCCGCCGCUUCAAUAUCAUCUCCCCCGCAUUCGAAGAAUACAUGGGCCAGAUGUCAGUGGAGGAGGUGAAGCAGGAAUACGGAGGCAAGUUUCUCCCGGACUGGGACCCGCGCGUGCGGCAGGUCAAAAAGGUCCUGGAUAGACUGCUGCCAUAUGCCCAAGGCGCCGGGCUGCACAAUCUAGACUGGGAGGUUUAUGUGAUAGACAGCCCGGAGCAGAAUGCAUUUGUCGCACCGGGCGGCAAGGUCUUCGUCUUCACCGGCAUCCUUCCACUGUGUCGCAACGAGGACGGCAUUGCCGCUGUUCUUGGGCAUGAGAUUGCACAUAUUGUUGCCCAUCAUACUGCUGAGAGGAUGAGCCGAGCUCCCCUCAUUCUGCUCGGCGCUAUAGGGCUGAUGUGGUUCGAUCUCUCGCUUUACUCUAGCAAGAUGCUCCUUGACCUGGUCCUAUCUUAUCCCUGUAGCAGAAAACAAGAGGCCGAAGCUGACUAUAUCGGACUACUAAUGAUGGCCGAAGGCUGCUACAAACCCGAAGCCGCCAUGGAGUUCUGGUCAAGGAUGGAGAAGCUCGGCCAACAAGGCCCUCCCCAAAUCCUCUCCACCCAUCCAUCGAACCACAACCGGGAAGCGAAGAUCCGAGAGUGGCUUCCGAAGGCACACGAGAAGGCCGAGGCAUCGGAUUGUCAUGCCAUGUCGGUAUACUCGGACCAGUUUUCUUCCGCAUUCGGGGGAUUCCGGCGAUGGUAGAAUGGGAGGGACUUGUAUCGUUUAUCAACAGCUGUACUCAUGUGUAGACGUUAGAGGUCGCGGCGCCUCCGAGGUAUUCCUCUGUACGAAUCAAUGACGAGUUAUGACUUGUGG